Messenger RNA from Porites evermanni, 4205 nucleotides. The record is from the annotation of a GenBank genome assembly. Lineage: Eukaryota; Metazoa; Cnidaria; Anthozoa; Scleractinia; Poritidae.
AUGUUUCGGUUAUGGUGGAUAACAGUGUUCGUUGUUGGACUGACUUUCAAUGUUGUGUUAUCACAUGAUGACCUACCGCCCGGCCAUUCUGAAGACGAACAUGAUGAAGAACCAGAAGACCAGGCAGAUGAAAAUGACCCGGAUAAAGAGGAAAUAGACGACGAAGAGAAAGACGACGAUGAUAAAAGCGAGGAUGAUGAAGAUGAAGGUCAGGAAGAUGAGGGAGAAGACGAAAGUCAAGGAGAUGAGGACGAUGAACAAGAUCGUAACAACUUGGAACAUGACGCGUUUUUGGGUAAGUAUAGGGACUGCAUUUACCCUCACGUUUUUUGUUAUCACUAUAAAGAGCGAAAAGAUACUAUGGCUACAAGUCAAGAUCAAAAACAUCAACCUAGUCUACAUCUGAGUAAGCACCGAGAUUAGUUUUUUUUGUCGUAUCGAGUGGCCAUACAUUAGAAUUUCAAAGUGCUUGGUUACAAAUUUAUGGAUUCAACGACUCAAUCUUUAAAGGAAUCAAAUUAGAAAGCCUACGGCAAGACCUGAUGGAGGUCUCACUGCUUAAGAUAUGGCCAAGUCUAUGUCUGAAACUGAAAUCCACUUUUAACAAAUCUUGACGCCCUAUCAACAUAAGUAGGGUAAUCAGUUUUUUAAAAAUCCUCGCCUGAUACAGCCCAUUUGUGUGUUUACUUUAAAAAGGCCCGACUAUUCCAGAAAUUAUACUUUGGUUUCUGGAUAGUUAAGAAACUGUGGAAAACGUCUGAUAGCACCCCACUACUCAAGCGGUAAAGAAGGUUAGAUAAAUGCUACUGUUAAACUUGCAGUUUCCAUUUAGAGGUGUAAAUGAAAAGAAACACAUUAGCACCGCCUCCCAGAGACAGCACAGAUUUUUCUAAUUGAAUGAAGGAAGCGCAGUUGUAACAACCAAACCAGUGUAUUCCAUUAAUUGACAUAUCUUCGCCAUUAAUGAUUCAAAGUUCAAUUAACAAGCGUCUUCUAAGAAAUAAAAAAAUUGUCAGCAGGUACAUGCAAGUGCAAAUCGUCUCCUCUUUCUUGUUAAUUUUUAUUUUUAGGUUUAAGGACACAUCCCUUUAUUUUCUUGUUGUUUCCUUUUGUUUUACUUUUCUUUUUUUCUUUCCUUUCUGUUCUGAACUCUAAUGAAUGAAUUGAGAGAUCACGGUAGUCGAAUGCAUGAAAAUGAUAUCAGCGCCCUCCUUAGACGCUUCGUUUUUCACACAGAGACGAGCGCGAAACGCGAGUGACACGCGAGUGACUGGUGAUGAAGCGCAAGGGACCGCCUUCCUUAACGCGUAAAUUUUCAUCGAGAGAGAGACUUCUGGGUACAAAAACUAAUCACACAAACUCGAGGACUGAUAUUAAGUGUUUAAAGGGCUGAGUUCUGCAACACUCCAUUUGAGCCCCUUUGACAUUGGAAGUUAAAUUUGUAGGCAAGCAGUAAACACUUAAGUUUCGUUUCAAAUUAAACAUAAGAGUUUUAGCUCUCUAUUGAUUGACAGUUAAGUAAACACGCACUGAAAAGUAUGGGCUGUUUUUAUAUCGUUGUAGCCAAGGGCGUAAGCGACAUUCACACCGGUUAAACGCGCCGUUGCGUUUUAAAAACUAACCUGUGUAAAGACGCCCCCCUCCCUUCAGAAAAAAUUCGGGAAGGGGAUGGGGGCGUCUGUACAUAGGCUAUAUAAAUAAACCCUUCUUUUUCUUUAUAAGGGGAUAACUACACGGAGUUUAAAGGGCUUUCUCCCGAGGACGCGAAAACGAGAUUAGCGCAGUUGAUAAAAGAUGAAGUGGACCUGAACAAAGAUGGCGUGCUAACGGAAGAUGAGAUCAGGCAAAGAUUUCACCUAACCAAUAAAGAGUACAGGAAAAAAGAAGUCCUGGAAACCAUGAAACAACAUGACGAGGGUAGGUUACAUGAAAAAUUUCAUUUUUGUCUAGAAUUGGACCGGGAUUGCAUCUUAUAUACUAGAUGCACGAUACCAGCUUAAAUAACAGGAAGUAAGUGAAUCAGUGAACAUAAAACACGAUUUACUAAUGCCCGGGUCGUAAGUGCGCCAGGGAGACGCCAAGCCAUGGGGAAAAGGAGUGUGUUUCCCUUGCGUGCCCGAUGUGAUGAUAACAAAAAAAGUGAAAAAGGAGUUACUGUAUAAAAAAAUAAUCAAAUAUGGUGAAUUAGGCAACAUAAAAAGAUUCAAAAACUUAAAAGGCUUCGAUUCGAAAGACAGAUUAUCAGACCAAGUCUACAAGCUCAGCCCUGAUCUAAUUUAACAAGGAGAAUAGACCUGUCGAUUAGUGAAAAAUGUUUUUUAGCCUAUUAGCUUCUUUAAAAAGGGCCGUUUUUUCACUUCAUAGACAAAGAUGGUAAAGUGUCCUGGGAGGAAUUCAAAAAGGGGCACUAUUCUGACGAUGGCAAGGACGAGGACAGCAAAGAACAAAUGAAAGAAGACGAAGAGAAAUUUAAAUUUGCUGAUGAAGAUGGGGAUGGCAAAUUAGAUUUAGAAGAAUACAUGGCAUUCUACCAUCCUGGAGUAAGUAAUAUAGAUAAUGAUAAAAAGCAAUUGUUAUUUAGCUAUAUAAAAGUAUUGGCUGAUAGUAAAAGUCCGCUCAAGAAAAAAGUGGUUCGUUUAUCUCGCUCAUGCAGUUAUUAACCGAAACGCUUCUAUAGGUAUGUGAAAAAGGUACCUUCUGAAGAAGGUAUAAAAAUAGGUGUACCUCUCUUUUUGGUCAACAAAAAUGGUAUAUACUAAAAGAAUCCAGAACUCGGGGGUGAGGUGGGGGUGGGGGGGGGGGAGAAGGGGUUGAAGUAUCGCUAAUUGCAUCAAAAACCCUUCACUUGAGUAGUCUACAAACACCAUGUUUCUGUCUGUACGUUACACAAUUGUUGAAAUUAUUUCUUAACGUUCCGGUCUCUGUUCUUAAUUGCUAACGACCUUAAGCAACGACGAAGGCGACGACUACGAGAAAGUAAAAAAACAAACAAACAAACAAAAAACAAUGGGUUCAUUUAAUAACAACAACAACCGUGAACAACAACAACAACACUGCACGUGCAUCACACUUUUUGGUAUAUGUCUUUGCACGACUACGACAUGAAACGUCCUCAUUCAACGUUUUAUGGAGGACCUAAUUUCAAGUCAACGAAUUGUUCUUUCUCUUUUCUGAAUUCCUCUUUAGAGCAGUAUUAAAAGACUAUUAUUUAGGGAAAAUCCCACCGUUGUAUAAAUUCAAGAGAGUAUAAAUAUUUUCGCCAUUUUGCUGUGGCUUGCAGGAUAAUCCACGGAUGGCCGAGUUUACGAUUCAAGACAGUCUAAAAAAACACGAUAAAGACAAGGACGGCGAGAUAUCAAAGAAAGAAUUUUUAGGUAAGAAAAUCUUCCGUCUGGCAUUAAAACCCUCGUUUUGCAAAGGCCUUUAAAUAACAGAAGAGUAAUGCUUAGCAGUCUUAGCACGAAGUACAAAACUUACGUCUCGCUCUGUUUUUUCCAUUGUAUUGUAGUAUUGUAGGGUCUCCAAAAUCCUCUUCUUUCAAAUGGGGGAUUACGAAGCUGUCCCUUUCAAUAUCGGGACCUUUUGAUAGCCUACUUUCUACGAGAAAAUUAAAAAAAAUUAAACUUCUAUGCAAAAGCCUGUCUCGUUGAAUGACGGAGGCAAGAAUCUGUGGGCGCCCGUGGGCGCUAAAAGGCGGGAAAAUUUCGCGGGAAUUUCGUUCGCGGCUUCCGAUUGAUCAAAUGCAAGAGAUCAUAAUGAUCCCUUGUCAAACGAUAAUUUAACUGGCUAGAACUCAUUUUGAUGUGAAAAUUUCAGUAAAUAAUUGUUUCAAUAUGCAGUAAAAUAUGGUGCUUGCUCUUAAAACAUGCCAUAUCAAAUAGGCUCAUUAUUUCCCGUCUCUUUCCUCAACCUCGCAUUAAAUAUUUCUUUCAGCCACCUUUAGCGAUGUCAAUGAUGACGCAAAAGAAGAAAUGGAAAAAGAUUUCACCAACAGUUUCGAUAAAGACAAAAAUGGAAAGCUUGGUAAAGAGGAGAUGAAAAGCUGGCUUUUCCCGGACGACGAUUUCUCACAAGAAGAACCAAAAACAUUGAUCAAAGAAGCAGACGACAAUAAAGACGGAAAGCUGAGCAUGGAUGAAAUUAUGAACAACUACAAAGUCUUUAUUGAAGAUGAACCGAAUGAUGAAAAUCAUGAUGAACUGUAA